UUUAUUCCUAAGACUUUUAUUCAAGAACACGCGGCGCGUUUUACAAAAUCAAACGCCUACAAUCACUCAUACAAAGAGGGAAAACACAAAGAGAGAGAAACUUUCCAUCAGCUCGGCGGUGAGGAGAUGGUUUUUGGUUGAACUGCUCCUUUAAUGUGCAUCCAAACAGUGUGGCUGUUUUAUGGUCUUUAUCGCAUCGUCAGCUGUGAAUUCAUGUCAUCUGAGUUCGCUGCAGCGUCUCAGAUGUUGAUGAAUGAGGAGGCUGAAGUGAAUCCAAAGCAAACGCGCAGCAGCAGGUGGAGAAACGUGAAGACUUUGAUUCAUGUGUCCCGUCAGCGCGGCUCUUUUGUCUCUUUCCUCCAGUUUUAUGAGCACAUGAAUCGUCUUGGUGGGUGCAGGUCGACGGGCAGAACCCGUCUGGCCUCAUGUUGUUUUCAUUGCGCUCCGGAGCUUUUAAUCAUUAACUGUGAGCGGAUCGAGGCCGCGGAGGCGCCACGGAGAUGAAGCGUGCAGCCCGCGUACCACAUCACGUUGCUGUUGUUCUAAAUCAUCAUUAUUACCUUCACAGUAUGACAGUGAAGAAAGAUGAACACGCAGCAUUUUAUUGGCUUUUUAACAACGUGUGAGUGAAGUCCCGGACCCUCCUCCUGUGCGCAGCGCCGCCGGGCAGCUCUCACAGGGGCGGGGCCGCUGACGUCCCCACGUCGGCCAAACCUUAAACCUGCACUUUGAGGACCGAGACGGGGAUAAAGACAAGUAUUCAUGACACGCCAGGAGCGGAGAGGCUCUGGGAGGAGUGAGAUGCCCGUCCGCACUUUCACUUUUACGCGUCGUGCUUCUUGUUCUUUCCGCCUUCAGUGACCCCUCAGGCGGCGCGGGAGGCGCAGAAAACCCGACGGAAGUCCGCACGCAGCAGCUGACCUUUUCCUGUGGUCGCCGCCUGAACCGAGCGACAGGACUUGCCUACACUGGAAUAUGCAAUAGAGGAACCAGCUGCAUCAUCAUCUUCAUCACCGCUGUCAGCAUCCACGGUCGAUCCCCCCUGACAUGGCCUCCUCGCCCAAGGUCGAUGCUCACCCGUUACCCCUGCUUCAGCUCCAGGAGGUGGACUCCAGUAAAGCCUCGGAGAGGCAGAGCUCCCCGGGACUCCUGCCCACCGUCUACAGCCCUCCUCUGACCAUGGACAGCCACACCGUAUGCAUCCCCUCCCCGUACACGGACAGUAGCCACGAGUACAACCACGGCCACGGACCUCUGACCUUUUAUAGCCCGUCUGUGCUGAGCUAUGCCAGGCCGCCCAUCACUGACAGCCCGUCAGCCUUCUGGCCCUCCCACAGCCUGCCCACUGUGCCCUCGCUGACUCUGCACUGCCCUCAGCCUCUUGUCUACAAUGAACCCAGCCCACAUGCGCCCUGGCUGGAGUCCAAAGCCCACAGCAUCAACCCCAGCAGUGCCAUCAAGCCUCUGGGGAAGAGAUCGGAGGAAGCAGCGGAAGGCGUGAACUCCUCCUUGUGUUCCUCUGCAGUGGGGAAAGCCGACAUGCACUUCUGCGCCGUGUGCCACGACUACGCCUCGGGUUACCACUACGGCGUGUGGUCCUGCGAGGGCUGCAAGGCCUUUUUCAAGAGGAGCAUCCAAGGACACAAUGACUACAUCUGCCCCGCCACAAAUCAGUGCACCAUCGACAAGAACCGACGUAAAAGCUGCCAGGCCUGCCGCUUACGUAAAUGCUAUGAAGUGGGCAUGAUGAAGUGUGGCGUACGGCGUGAGCGCUGCAGCUAUCGAGGAGCUCGGCACCGCCGUGGUGGACUCCAGCCUCGGGAUCCCUCAGGCAGAGGCGUGGUCAGGGUGGGCCCGGGUUCUCGGGCCCAGCGGCAUCUCCACCUGGAGGCUCCUUUCGCCCCCCUCCCUCAGGCGAAUCACACAUACCACUCGGCCAUGAGCCCGGAGGAGUUCAUCUCCCGCAUCAUGGAGGCGGAGCCUCCAGAGAUCUACCUCAUGGAGGACCUGAAGAAGCCCUUCACCGAGGCCAGCAUGAUGAUGUCCCUCACCAACCUGGCAGACAAGGAGCUGGUCCUCAUGAUCAGCUGGGCUAAAAAGAUCCCUGGCUUCGUAGAGCUGAGCUUAGCCGACCAGAUCCACCUGCUGAAGUGCUGCUGGCUGGAGAUCCUGAUGCUGGGCCUCAUGUGGAGGUCAGUGGAUCAUCCUGGAAAACUCAUCUUCUCUCCAGACUUCAAGCUCAACAGGGAGGAGGGACAGUGUGUGGAGGGCAUCAUGGAGAUCUUCGACAUGCUGCUGGCAGCCACCUCUCGGUUUCGUGAGCUGAAGCUUCAGAGGGAGGAGUACGUCUGUCUGAAGGCCAUGAUCCUCCUCAACUCCAAUUUGUGUACGAGCUCCCCUCAGACGGCCGAGGAGCUGGAGAGCAGGAACAAGCUGCUGCGUCUGCUGGACUCGGUGAUCGACGCUCUGGUCUGGGCCAUUUCCAAACUGGGCCUGUCGACCCAGCAGCAGACUCUGCGCCUGGGACACCUCACCAUGCUGCUCUCCCACAUCCGCCACGUCAGUAACAAAGGCAUGGACCACCUGUCCACCAUGAAGAGGAAGAAUGUGGUGCUGGUGUACGACCUCCUCCUGGAGAUGCUGGACGCCAACACGCCCAGCAGCAGCGGUCAGCCGCCAUCCUCGCCGACCUCUGACACUUACUCUGACCAGCACCAGUACCCACAGCCUCCGUCUCACCUGCAGCCGGGCUCAGACCAGACCGCCGCCGGCCGCCACGUCGCCGUGCCGCCACAAGGGCCUCCUGAAAUUCCGAUCCUGGACGGACACCUGCAGGCUCUGCCCCUCCAGUCCUCACCUCCAUUUCAGAGCUUAGUGGCGGCUCACGCGGACGCCAAUGAUUAUCCCCACGUGGAGCAGUGGCCCCUGGAGGCCGGAGGUGGAGCUCCGUCAGUGGAACCAGCAGACUACAUCAGCCCUGACGGAGGCGUCAUGGAAGCCGCCUUAGCCACAGGUCUGUAGACGCGACAGACUGAGACUGAACUCGAAUGGCGUUUCAUUCCCCAAAGAUCCAGAAAAGGAAACAAACAAAAACAAAAGGACAAUAAAACAGUCCUGUUGUGAAGUAGGUUUUUUUCUCUUGUUCAGAUGUUUUUAGUCUUUGGAAAAAAAAAAGUUUUUGAUUGAAUGUAUAUUUUGUGUGCGUACAUAUUUCUUGUGAAUGUGCACUACAGCGGGUGUUCAUGAGGACGUCGCUGAGCCUCUGCCAGUCAGUUUGAGCUCUUUUUUGAUAUCUGGUAUUUGUAUUUCUCUUUUUUCACCUCGGUGUAACAUCCAGAACAAGCCGUCCACAGUCCACCUGCAGUGACGCACUGAGAGGUGCAUGUGGGCAGCACACGGCUAACAAAAGAGGGGCAGUGUUUUCCAUCUCUCUGUGGUGUCUUUCUCCUUCACUACUACUGUGUACUUUGGUGUAUCAAUCAGUGCCUGUUCAUCUAGGAAUUUUCUACAGUCUUUGUACAAACUAUGAGUGUUAGUGCAGUCAAGAAGCAGCAGUUUGUGGCCUUUCAACAAAAUGACUGUUAACAGAGGCUUUCUUCUCUGUUCUUGUAGUUAAACUAAGGCUGGAUUUACACAAGGCGUUAUGUGGCACAGACAGGUUCUUAGCUAACACUUGGCACCAGCAGAACCGAAAAGAUUUUAACUGUUAUUUGAUCAGCGUAGUUCCCAUUAAAAUCGCCUUUUCAAGAGAGUUCUGGUGCAGAACAAACCAUACAGCCAAACAUACCCGAUUAAACACCGACACCAAAGUGAGUGUACCUGCGGGUUUUUAAAAAUGGAUUUAAAAGUAUUGAAACAAGUCUGAUUUAACUCGGUCAGCUUAAGCUCAUAAAAAGUUAACCUGUAAAAAAAUAACUUGCUAACACACAUGCUGUCAUCCUAACUUACUAACCAUUGUGACCUGCUAACUUCUCAGUGUAAGCUAUAUGCUAACAUUGUAACAAGCUAACAUGCCACACCUUACAUAAGAGUGUUUUUAAAACAGGAAAAAAAAAAAUUAACUUAAUGCUUAUUUACUUGUGUUUGCAUGUAAAGGUCAUGAUAACAUUAAAAAACUAAUAAAGGAAGUUAUGUCCGUCUACUUUAGCAGUAGUUAUAGCAUGCUAAUGUCACCAUGUUACCAUGCUAAACAUCAUGUGUAAAGAUUAGUAUGUUAACAUGCUAACUUCACCUCACUGUAGUCUAUGAAGCUACAUGCUACCUACUGUUAGCGCAUUUCUCUGAAUUUCAUUAUUAAUGAAACAAAAACAGUGGUUUGCGUUCUUGUCUGAAUCGUUGCUUGUAGACUGUACAACAUGAAAUCUGACCCAAGUGUUCAUUUAGUGUGGACAGUGAUGACAGGACAGGACUCUCCAGGUGAAUAAAGCUAAUGACUGAUGCUGUAUCACCAUUUCCCCCUUAAUAACAGGCGGAUUUGUCUGGCCGUGAUGAGUUUAAUCUGUAUUGGCUCUGGUUGGUUUCAGCAGUACUGUAUGAGUGAAGCUAACAUGCUGAAUGUUAGAACGCUAACGCAUGAUGUGCUAACAUCUGUGUGUUGUGAAGCAAGCUAAUCUGCUUAAAUUGCAUUACAUUUUCGCUUUUGCAAACUGUUUAAAUGCAGGCUUAAACGUGGACCAGAUCAGCAGUGAUGCACAGUGUGGUCAUUUUAGCUCCAACAAAUAGUUUGAGACAAAUCUUUUAAACUGACCUCGGACCUGCAGGCUUUUCUUAACCACGCUGAAUGUGAGCAGUCCCAACGAUUUUUAGACAAACUCAAAAUAAUCAGGGAUUUAUACGGUAGAUUUACAUGUGGUAAACAUUUGGUCACCCUUAUUUUCUUCUGCUGCUCUAACUUUAUCCUCAGUCUAAACAAAAGAAGAUAAAUGUAUGUGCGUUUUUAUAUUUCCUUUAGACUCGGUUUUGCUUUGUCAAAGUGUUGGUAGUCUUAUUCAACCAAGUAACUAAACACGAUGGAAUCAUUAGUGUCAUCAUUGGCAGUAGUUUAUGCUCUUUCUCUAAUGGAAAACACAUGAAGAAGCUGAAUAGGAACAACAAUUCAUCAGUUCAGAACUGGCUUGUUUGGUUGUUGUUGGCUUCAGACGCAGGAGGAGCUGUUGGCUGUCAGGUCCUUAAACUAUUUGCCUUCUCACACGAAAGCGUUGCCUUUUGGACUUUGAUGUUUGCUGUGGUGUUGUUAAUGUUCUUAUUCAUUAUGCCUCUGUUCUCUGGAAAAAAAAAAAAAAACAUUAUUUGGUGCCAUCCAAGUUCCAAAUUCCAAAUUGUCAGGUCUUGAGCUGGCAAACAAAUUCAUGGAUAAGCUGCUCCAAACGCAUCAUUUAGGUCAUUUUUAUGUGCUGUGCCACUUUGCUGCCAGUGUAAAUUCAACGUUGGUUCCAGAUUAUCCAACCACUGCUAAUAGAUGUGUGUUCAGUGUCCUUUUCUUUCCUAAUGUCUGUGGCUUGUACUUGCAUGCACACACACACUCAUCCAGAUCUGAUGCUGAAAAUAUUUCUACGGGCAGUUGGUGCACACGACGCACGCUCGUAUCUCGGAUCUGGUUGAAGGCAAAGCUCUCAGCCAGUUCUUUUCUCUUUAACUCAGCCACACAGUAAACAUGCAGCCUCGGAUCAUGGCAAACACGGUUUAUUGUCAAUAAGAAAUGACAAUCUGUACAUCCCAUAAAUAACAGUUCACACAAUAAAUCAAACUUUACACACUUUGUUGUUUGCUUCUGUUCUGCUGCCCUUCGGACUGUGAGGUGGAGAUUAUGUACAAAUUGGUAUCAUACACUGAAUUUCAAAUCAAAUCAUACACGCUUGAACAUUUGGAUCAACAGCAUUAACGAUAUCAAUUACCUCCACUUAAUCAUCUCUGAUUGUGCUGGUGCACAGCUACAUUUAGUGCCCCAAGGAUCACUUACAUUCAUGUUCCACCCCAAGUCUAACAUGUUCCAUUUGACAGGAGACUGUUCAAAAACAGGUAAAUGCCCCGAGUUAUUACAGUAUAAACAACAAAUUGUGUGUUUUAAAAUCGGUCUGUUUGAACGUUCAUGUUUUAGGUUGCAUGGGCCAACUUGGACUGCACUGGGUGUGUUAUCGACGACAGAUACUCUUCAAUGACUGCAGUUUAGAUUUUGAUGUCUUGUUAAUCAGCCAAAGUAGCAGUGAGUUUGCUGCCGUCUCAAUGCACGACUUCCUACUAGAGCUAAUGUUGCUUCAUCGAUAUUAACCAAAUGU
Scatophagus argus is the source of this 6275-nucleotide messenger RNA. Its product is annotated as estrogen receptor beta-like. The record is from RefSeq and is a predicted model, not a curated record. Gene Ontology annotation, cellular component: nucleus. Gene Ontology annotation, molecular function: nuclear estrogen receptor activity; nuclear receptor activity; sequence-specific DNA binding. The transcript is spliced from 10 exons. NCBI's taxonomy places the organism in Eukaryota, Metazoa, Chordata, Actinopteri, Scatophagidae. The coding region runs from base 1048 to 3021 and encodes 657 amino acids. Gene Ontology annotation, biological process: estrogen receptor signaling pathway; regulation of DNA-templated transcription; cellular response to estradiol stimulus.